GAGCUUGUCGCUGGUGUCGCCUCCCUCCUCUUUAAUCCCUCCCUGGAUGCGCUCAGGCCGGGGCCGGGAGCGGAGCGCUGCGCUGGGCGCGGGAGCCGGCGGAGCGGGGUGUCCCCUGCGGCGGGGCGGGCGGAAUGAAGUGCGGGGUGCUGGGCGUUGCGGUGCCGAUGCUGCUGCUGCUGCUGGGCUGCCUCCUGUCCGCGGCAUCCAGCACACGACCAGAAUGCAGCAUCAUGCAGGAGAUUGAAGAGGAACGUAGCCAGUGCUUGGCAGAGCUUGUUGGGGAUAACCAGACUUCAGGUUGCAGAAGGCAAUGGGACAACAUCACAUGCUGGCCCGAAGCAGAGGUUGGAGAGGUUGUGGUACGGCCGUGCCCGAAAUACUUCAGAUUCCUCACCACUUUUCUCGGGAACGUGACCAGGAAUUGUACAAGCCAGGGCUGGACGGAUGUGUACCCUGCACCAUAUGCUGUAGCUUGUGGAUAUGAUUCCAACAGCACCCCGGGGGAAGAGCAAACAGCAUUCUAUGGCACAGUCAAGACCGGCUACACCAUCGGACAUACCCUAUCGCUCAUCGCUCUCACAGCUGCCAUGAUCAUUUUAUGUCUCUUCAGAAAACUACACUGUACUCGAAAUUAUAUUCACAUGCACCUCUUCAUGUCCUUCAUAAUGAGAGCUAUUGCGGUCUUCAUAAAAGAUGUCAUCCUAUUUGAAAGUGGAGAAUCCGAACAAUGCUUUGUGAGUUCGGUAGGCUGCAAAGCCAUGAUGGUUUUCUUCCAGUACUGUGUCAUGGCCAAUUUCUUCUGGCUCCUGGUGGAGGGGUUGUAUCUUCACACCCUGUUGGUCAUCUCCUUCUUUUCAGAAAGGAAAUACUUUUGGUGGUACAUCUUGAUUGGCUGGGGUGCCCCCUCUGUGUUCAUCACUGCUUGGACUAUUGUCAGGAUUUAUUUUUUCGAUGUUGGGUGCUGGGAGGAAAUAGUGGAAUCACCAUACUGGUGGAUCAUUAAAACACCUAUUUUGGUGUCUAUAUUGGUGAACUUCAUUCUCUUCAUUUGCAUCAUCCGUAUCUUAGUUCAGAAGCUGCAUUCCCCAGAUGUGGGACACAAUGAAACCAGCCAAUAUUCGAGACUGGCCAAGUCCACCUUGCUGCUGAUCCCUCUCUUUGGCAUUCACUACAUCAUGUUUGCUUUCUUCCCCGACAAUUUCAAAGCAGAAGUGAAGCUGGUCUUUGAGCUCGUGGUUGGGUCGUUCCAGGGAUUUGUGGUGGCUGUUCUGUACUGUUUUCUCAAUGGAGAGGUCCAAGCUGAGCUCAAAAGAAAGUGGCGGAGGUGGCAUCUGGAGCGGUUUCUGGGUUCGGACAUGAAGUAUCACCACCCUUCCUUAGGCAGCAACGGCACCAACUUCAGCACCCAGAUCUCCAUGCUGACCAAGUGCUCACCAAAGACACGCCGGUGCUCUGGCUUCCAGGCUGAAUUCUCUCUGGUGUGAUGGGGAGAGGCUCUCCAAACACUGAGCAUCCAAGAGAGAAACUGAGAGACACAACGAUCCCCAGGAAUCAGCGAUACGGUGACAAACCCUUGUGAAAUGACAUGCUCCACAUGAGCCAACAGAGGACACAAAACUGGAAGAGCCACCGGCAUCCAGAACAAGAUCAGACAAGCCAAGAGGCAGAGAAAUACUUUUCCUCUCCCUCUUUUCAGACCUUUUGCUCUGAAGUGUCAAGCCCUCAGGGGUUGGUAACUGUGAGUAAAGGUCCCAGUCACUUGAAGAGAGCCUGGGAGAUCCUGAUGUGUCAUAAAUAAUGAAGUAAGGGAGGGGAGAGCCUGAGUCCUUGGUGGCUUUACCAGAACCGGCAUCUCUGAAACAGAUAAAUUGCACUUUUUUGAAAAAAAAAAAAUGAGCCAGUAAAGGAAAGAGGGAGACAAAAAAAAAAAAAGCAGCCAAACAUAUGAAUGUGCCAAAAGUCCUGUUGAUAAGAGGUGAUGAUAGGGCACCAAAGACAGAGUCGGGGACAUGGGGAAAAGAGACAGGAGGAACACGAACAGGCAGGUGAGACCCAGAACACGGUCCCUGCCUCCGCAUUUUACACGUGUGAAGACAAAAGUGCGACACCAGGAAAGCUUCUCAGAGGAUGCCCCUGUGCUGCAGCGUGUUCUGCUAAUUGCCAACCAUCCUUAUUAGCAAAAGCUUUCCAAGCACCUUUAGGUGCCCUCUGGAAAAGCAGAUUGCUGAGAAGGAGCAGCGUGAAUAUCCUUCUCUGCACUAUGUUCAUGACAUCGCAUUUUGUUUGGUUGUUUUCCAUGAACAGGAAGGUACAGGUGCCAAAUGCGGAGCACGGCUGUGUUUUUCAUUCCUUUUUAAGUUCACCCGUAGAUCUUGGUGCAUUAACACACCCAGGAUCAUUAAGGAUCAGGGUAAAACAAUUGGUCUGUAAUUUGCUUGCACUUGCUUAACACACAGUGCCAAGAAUGGGAGAUGUAGAACCGUGUAAUCCUUAAUUGAAUCAGACCUGCCAUAAGGAGCCACUCUCCAGAAGAAAAAAUAAGCGUUGCAGUAGCAAGCGAAAUUGCUUUCAUCAGAACAAGGUUGUCUCAGCACGUAACUGGCACUCCAGGAGCCAGAAAGGAGUGAAGGAGCUAUUAAAUUGAUUUCUUCUUCAGCUUUUGUGGGGAGCUUUCAUCCCAUGAUGAAGGCUUUGUUAGAUCAUUAAGAUGUGCAUCUGUAUUUUACCUGUUUCCUGAACGCCUAUUAGUUUCCAUAUAGGGGCAAUCCCUAUUUGAAAAAUGCACAUAGAACCUGUUAAAACCAAGGGAAUAGUUAUUUUUUGCUUUUCUUUUCUUGGUGGAGGGGCUAAGGAGAGAGGUGAAACCAAAUCCUGCUCAGACAUGCCAGGCUGGUGGGGCAUCACAUGCAGCUCACACACCCAGACACUGCAUUUGAGACAAUCCCCGUGAGCCCAAACGCAGUCAGAAGACGGACAUCACAAGGAUGCGGAUGCUCACACUGAUGUCGAACCCAACUGAAUCGAAUAGCAUUGCACCAGUUUUAUGCUGGGUGUGAGAAAUCCCUGCCCAGCUCAAGUGUACACUUAGAAAUUGGAGACCUUGUUGCUGUCUACAGCUACCUGAAAGGAGGUUGUAGCAUGGAGGGGGUUGUUCCCUUCUCCCAAGUAGCAAGUGAUAGGACAAGAGGAAAUGGGGUUAAGUUGUGCCAGAGGAAGUUUGGAUUGGAUAUUAGUAAAAAAUUCUUCACUGAAAGGGUUGUCGGGCAUUGGAACAGGCUGCCCAGGGCAGUGGAACAGGCUGCCCAGGGCAGUGGUGGAGUCACCAUCCCUGGAGGGGUAUAAAAGGCAUUUAGGUGAGGUUCUUAGGGACAUGGUUUAGUGCUCAAGUUCAAGGUAUGAACUUGAGUCCAGGUCUAGACAAGUAACGAAGAAGUUUGAGCACAGAGAUUUUGAACGUAAGUGACGCACCAUAACCAGCAACCUCCUUUGUGAGACAUGAGGGAAACCUUUCCCAUCUGUUAGGGGAAGCCUUGCUGGCAUAAAGGUCAAUGUCGGUGAGCCAUGAGACACCUUGUGCAUUUCUACUCUGUUGUUCUUCACAGAAUCAGGGAAUGUUUAGGGUUGGAAGGGACCUCUGGAGAUCAUCCAGUCCAACCCACCUGCUAAAGCAGGGUCACCAGAGCAGAUCACACAGGAAGGUGUCCAGGUGGGUUUGAAUGUCUCCAGAGAAGGAGACUCCACAACCUCUCUGGGCAGCCUGGGCCAGGCUCUGGCACCUCAAAAGAAAGAAGUUUUUCCUCAUAUUCAGAUGAAACCUCCUGUGUUUCUGUCUGUGUCCGUUGCCCCUCAUCCUGUCAUUGGGCACCACUGAACAGAGUCUGGUCCAUCCUCUUGACAUCCACCCUUGAGUUAUUUAUAAACAUUGAUGAGAUCCCCUCUCAGCUUCUCUUCUCCAGGCUGAACAGCCCCAGCUUUCUCAGUCUCUCCUCAUCAGAAAGAUGCUCCAGACCCCUCAUCAUGUUUGUAGCCUCCUCUGGACUCUCUCCAGUAAUUCCUUGUCCUUAAACUGGGGAGCCCAGAACUGGACACAGAACUCCAGAUGCGGCCUCAUCAGGGCAGAGCAGAGGAGGAGGAACAACCUCCCUCAACCUGCUGGUCACGCUCUUCUCAAUGCACCCCAGGUACCUUUGGCUUCUUGGCCACAAGGACACAUUCUUGACUCACGGUCAACCUGUUGUCCACCAGAACUCCCAUUUGCAGGAGGAUCUUCUGCUUUGUAUUUACAGCUUCUCUUCCAUUUCAGUCCUGUGCUAACUAGUACCAGCAUGAACCUCAUGCCAGAUGCAGCAGCAAUGAACUCUCCUUUUAGAUCAUGACAGGGUAAAAAUUUGGCUGGUUAUUCACCCUUGCCACAGGGCCUUCUGCAGCCCUUGAACUGCGCCACCAGGUUCUUCUGCAUGGGAGCCUGAAGAUAGGGUGUAACUUGAACUGAGGGGCUUCUUCAAAAAAAUGUUGGCUACAUUAACGUGCCAGGAACGGUGCCCCCAGACAUCCUAUGUGCAUAUAUUUCGUCACUGAGCAUCCAGCCACAUUGCCAUUAGGCUGUCAGGGGUGUUUGAGAGAUUAAAUGAAUAUGCUGUAGAUAUUAUACCUGCUGUGACAGGCAUGGCAAUAUCGGUGAUGCACGCAGUGCAGAGCUGCCAGUCCAGCUGUGUUGACCUCAUAUUUUAGGAGAACAGAGGACUCAGUGGUGAAAUCAGAGCUUUUUACUCUGGGGAUAUGAGCAAUCAAGUGAACAAUGACAUUCGGAUCAGAUGCUCAUUUAAGUGGCUUUGUGCAGGAAUUUGGCAUGGUAACUUGGCUUCCUCUGCUCUGUUUUUCAUCCAGCUCAUCAAUAAAAUGGAGUGAAAGGACCUCACUGCAACCCCAAAUGACAACCCAAGCUGUGUUGUCCUAACCCCAUGCAGAAUACACGAUGCAGUGCUUGAGAUGCUGACGAUGCUCACAAAGCACCAGCCUGUCCCCAUUAUCUCUGGUGUAAGAUAGGAAUGACUCCAGUGAAGGCAACUGAAUUAAUUUCCUGGGGAAAAAAAAAUACAUAUAUACAUAUAUAUGAGGCAUACCUGGAUGUGAUGGGCUUUUAGACAUAUUUGAGGAUCAUGAGUUCAAACUUCAAAACCCUUUUACAGAAAUGUGGCCAAAUUCUGAGCCCAUUUGCACCAAUCAGUCCACUGCAGUGACUCCUGAAUUACACCAGCAUUAAACUGGAAUUUACCUUUAGAAUAAUUCCUUUCUCUUCAGACUGGAGCUGUUUACUACUUUUUUUAUACCAGUGAGACAUCAAACCCCUUCUGUUAAUGAGUCACUCUAUAUUUCUGUGAUUAAACUAUUUUUAAAAAUUAAUAAGUAUGGAACAAUUAAAAUAUAAAAAUUACAUUAUUGUCACAUGGUCUAGAAGUACGAGGUUCAAUGCUAACAUUAGACUGUAGAUAUUUCCAUUCAGCUGGGACCUAUAUUUCUCUGUGGCACUCUCAUAAGCAGCAAGAGAUGAGAAUAUGACCACAUUUAGGCUUGAAAAAGUAGUAGUAAAGAAAUUCUUGGCUGUUGUAGAAUUUCAGGGCAUUAACUUGAAACUAUUUGUUAAAAUCAGAGAUAUAUACACAGAAGCAUCAUUACUGCAGUUAUGAAAUGAAAAGGGGAUCUCAAAAAAAAGCCCAGGAAACAAAACACCUGAAUAUUUUAAUUUGUUUUUUUCUUAGGAAGUGGUUAUAUUUUUCUUCAGGAAGGUAUUACUGGAGAAAAUAAAUUUGUAUAUUGACUAAUCAGCAGAUUUAGUUCUUUCUGAAUAUCCCUCUUGUUUCCCAUUCAGCUCAGAAGCCAUGAGGCAGGGAGGCGUCUAUGUCUAAGGGGUAUGCGAGCGAAAGGAUUAAAACCAAAUCUCUGCUCCAAUCUGAUGGAAAUACUUUCAGGGAGACAUGUACCCACUGAUUAAGGAAAGACUGCCUGGUGGUUUUUAAACAGCAAAAUGAAGUUGCAAAGAUAACUCAGGAGUGAACAGCACUCGGUUCCGUGGCAGGGAUUAAAGGGUUUUGGUAGGAUUAUUUUGUCUCCUUUCCUUCUGCCAUCACCACAGUGUUUAAACAAGGCAAAACCCAUUGGGUUUCUGCAGGAAAUAUCAAAGCUUUUCAGACUAGAAGGGAAUCUCUCAAACUUGGAAGCCCCAUUACAUGUCUUUGUGAAGUGUGUGUUAUUCUGUCUGCACAAGUUUAACCUGGUUUGAUUGGUGGCCUAUGGAAAUCCACAUGGUUUCAGAAGCAAGGAGACUGAGAAGCAGUAUUCCUUCUCUGGGACACAAAUCUAAGCUUAACACCAAGGCCCUUGUACAAUGUGCCUCGUCCUUGCCAUGUCCCAGCCUCUCUGCUUUCAGGUAGGGCUUUUAGCUGGAGAACAAAUCUCAUCUGGGGUGUUGACACAACCUUGUGCUUCUUCCCAAGGCAUCUCUGCACCAAUGAAUGUGCCAAACUCUUGAGCUCCCAAAUUCAGGAGCUUCUUGACUUGCAACGCAACUUUGCACUUUUCACACACCCAUGCUUAUGGUGGCAAGGAUCAUAAUGCUUCUUGAUUGUAGAUAACCCUCAAAGAGCAGUAGGCCAAGCUCUUGGCCUCCUAGAUACCCAUAUCAAUCUGGAAUGACUCUGCUGGUAUCAUUCUGGAACAAAACUGAUGUAAUAAGGAAAAGAAUUAAGUCCCUAACUAGUACUUGGGAGUCUGAUGUCCCAAAAUCCAGAACAGCAUGGAUUUCAACCCAUUUUCUUUCAGUCAGUCAACUUUUUGCACUGUCUCCAAAACCAAUAUUUGCAUACCGGUCUGAUAAGGUAUAAUUAUAAUGACUGAUCUUGUUAUUUCCCCUGGAAAUCUGUAAAGCUGUAAACUGUGGCUCUUAGGAAUUAGGAGUUUCCUGGGCUCAUGGACUGUCUCUUCCACCUCCUACUUUCUGAAAGUCCUAACUCCUUGUUUGCUUGCAUGGUGUUACGCUAUAUACUGAAGAGCCGUGGGUUUGAAACCCUGGUUAUUUCUAGCAUACUGUGAAAUCACAAGGAAGAAGACAAACAUUGGGACUGGAAAUUCCGUAAUGGGUCUGCAAGGGAAAUAAUGCCCAUUUGGGUUCUGAGGGCCAGGCCUUUAGAACAUGCAAAUUGGCAUGGUGUUUUAUACCCCAGUUUUGUGGAUAUUGUAAAUUUGUACAUAGAGGAAAUCUGAAUAGCACAUUUAAAAAAAAGAUAAAAUAUAAACUUUUUUUGAUACUCUGAUGAUAAAUUAAAAUCAAAAAGGCACUUUUGAAUUCAGAAGUGCAUUUUUCAGGCUCCGAUUCAAACACCUCAAGCUGUUGUUCAGUAGGUGGUGCCGACUGACUCUUCGCACUCAAACCGUGAGCACCUCUGCUCUGCCCUCCUGUAAAUAGGCUUUGACAGCAGAGAGUGAUGACAACUGGCUGUGAACAAAGAAUCACUGUCUCUGUGGACUUUCACAUACCUAGGUGCUUGUGAUGUAUUCUCUAUGCCAGUGAGAACAGGCUUGCUUGUUCAGCACAGGUGAAAUCUCUGCCUUGUUUCAUGGCCUUUUGCCCGAUGUUAUUUAUUUUGUUUUGACUCUGUACAUAUGCAAUGAAUUGGCUAUUUUUUUUUUCCUUUGUAUUUGGUUCAUCUCCUUGCUUCAGAGGAGGUUCUUCUCUGUGGUUGACACUGCUGAAAACAAGCAAUAAAACCAUUGUGAAGACAUUGCGUCCAAGA
Molecule: messenger RNA, 7793 nt
Organism: Columba livia (rock pigeon)
Lineage: Eukaryota; Metazoa; Chordata; Aves; Columbiformes; Columbidae
Gene: VIPR1
Product: vasoactive intestinal peptide receptor 1
Exons: 13
Coding region: 135-1487 (450 amino acids)
Biological process (GO): adenylate cyclase-modulating G protein-coupled receptor signaling pathway; cell surface receptor signaling pathway
Cellular component (GO): plasma membrane
Molecular function (GO): peptide hormone binding; vasoactive intestinal polypeptide receptor activity; G protein-coupled peptide receptor activity
Source: RefSeq, a predicted model, not a curated record